Molecule: messenger RNA, 1913 nt
Organism: Pocillopora verrucosa
Lineage: Eukaryota; Metazoa; Cnidaria; Anthozoa; Scleractinia; Pocilloporidae
Product: ELAV-like protein 2
Cellular component (GO): ribonucleoprotein complex
Molecular function (GO): RNA binding
Source: RefSeq, a predicted model, not a curated record
UUUAAGAGCCAAAAGUUCCAGAAAUUGUUUUCUUCAACCUUGAUUCCUCUGAGAUUUGUGAUAAGACUUGUCUAACAGUGCCAUAUAUUUGUAUCCCUUGUUUAAAUUUUGUUCUACUAUGGCAACUACAGGAGAUAGUGGUGAAUCAGAAAACAAGACCAAUUUGAUAGUCAACUACAUUCCACAAAGCUACACUGAUGCUGAAUUUAAGGCACUGUUUGCAACUAUUGGUCCGACCAAGAGCUGCAAGAUCUGCCGCCACAAAUCAACAGGCUACAGUUAUGGCUUUGGCUUCGUAGAGUAUUUUACACCUGAACAUGCACAGCUGGCAAUCAAUACACUCAAUGGUCAUCGACUAGAUAACAAAACCUUGAAGGUUGCCUUGUCAAGAAAAGGAGGAGAGAAGAUCAAGGGAGCAAAUGUAUAUGUCCGAAAUAUACCAAAAUCAUGGACAAAUGAUGAUCUGAAGGCACUUUUCAACCCUUAUGGUAGCAUAGUCAAUACCAAAAUUCUCAUAGACCAGUUAACCCAGUCCUCCAAAGGUGUUGGGUUUGUCUUAUUUGAUCUAAAGACAGAAGCUGAAGGAGCCAUCAAUGCCUUAAACAACACCAUGCCCCCUGGAGGCACUGAGAUCAUGUUUGUACGUUUUGCAGAUGACAACACAAGUAAAUUAAAGCCCCCACCUACAGCUGCUGCUUCUCAGCGUCCAAGUUUUAACUUGCAUCCACAAGGUGCUAUUGGACCCAUGGCACAAGCCAUGAUGAAUCGUCGUGCCAACCGCUACAACCCCAUGAUGGGAGGACCUCAAAUUCCUCCGCCCAUGGGGUUCAGCCAGAUGUCUUCCCAGGGUGAAGGAUUCACUCUGUUUGUUUAUAAUAUUGGUGCCAGGGCAACAGAGGCUGCAGUUUAUGAACUUUUUUCACCUUAUGGUGAAAUAAAGAAAAUUAACAUUAUGUGGGACUGGGAAAAAUCUCAGUGUAAAGGUUUCUGUUUUGUAACCAUGGCUACUCUGGCACAGGCUCAAGCUGCAAUACUUGCAUUGAAUGGUUAUAUGUAUGAUCAACGUCCUCUACAAGUGAAAAUUAAAACUCCAAAGAUGUAACUUACUAUUUGGCACACAAAGGGACAAAAACAGAACAAAGUUUAUCAGCAGGUUUUUACUAAUAAUCUGGUUAGUGACUCAACUUGUUAGAACUGUCAUUACAAUAAUAAAUACUGUUGAAAAAUUUGUUUUUAAUUUCUUUCAAAUAGAUUGGUUUGUUUUCCAUGAGCCAUUGCUUAGCUAUUCCAAAGUGCAGCAAAAUUUUCCUUGAAUAAAUGCUUAUACUUUUUAGACUGAAUUUCUAUUUAAAGAUAUUAGUUUCUUGCACUUUCAAGCAAAUGGUCAGUGUAAUACCAUAUGUUAUGGUUCAUUUUUAUCUUCACAUACUGUAGUUAUUUAUAACUAAAAGUUACUUGUAUUUGCAUCGCUUCAGUUUGCAUGAUUUGUCCAGGUAUGUUAAUCAUAUCUAGAGCCAUUUAAUGGAUAGCAUGUCACUGUAACUAGUAUGAAAAUCUUCAGAGGCCAGUGAGUGGAGAGCAGUUCCUUUUUCUAACCCUUUAACACCUUAGAGUGAUAAGCAUCUAAUUUCUCCCAAAAGUAUCACCCCUGAAUUAAAAAUAAAGGUCAUGAUUGAUGGGUAGACAAAUUCUCCUUGUAAGUAACAUAGGAAAUAAAUACAAAACAGUAUGGAGAACUUGUAUACUGAUGUAAGGAGUCGAGGGUUAAAGAUUUACAUGUACAUUUACAAACGUUAUGCUGAUCAACAGAGUUUGAAUUCAUGUUUUAAUUUUUUCUGGCUUCAUGUAUCUGUUGUUAGCAACUACACAGAUGCCAUACUAAAACCCAAUAAAUCAACUUCUGUGUUAAUGUA